CUCCGUAUAUUUAUUAAUGACAGACAGACAGAUUGGGCCAAGUGGCUAAAGAUAGCCCAGUUUUUAUACAAAAUUAAACAGUUGUUGGCUACAGGAAAGGCACCAUUCGAGGUAACAAGAUUGUACCUCCCCAGAAUGGGUGUAGAACCUGGAAAAAGCAAGAACAAGGCUACUGGGAACAUGGCCAAAGACAUGAAGUCUGUCUUGGACGAAAUGGGCAAAGCGCUAUUUAAAACUGCAGAGCAGAUGAAAGACAGGGCAGAGCGUAGAUGCUCUAAAGCCCCUGAUUACAAGGUCGGCAACCUGGUCUGGUUAGAUACCGACCACUUAAAGUUAAAAGAUUGGCAGUCUAGAAAACUGACCAAAAAGUGGAUUGGUCCUUACCGGAUUAAGGAA
This is a messenger RNA of Serpula lacrymans var. lacrymans S7.9, 396 nucleotides long. RefSeq lists its product as uncharacterized. The record is from RefSeq and is a predicted model, not a curated record. The transcript has a single exon. The annotation marks the transcript as partial. Lineage: Eukaryota; Fungi; Basidiomycota; Agaricomycetes; Boletales; Serpulaceae.